Molecule: messenger RNA, 1583 nt
Organism: Galeopterus variegatus (Sunda flying lemur)
Lineage: Eukaryota; Metazoa; Chordata; Mammalia; Dermoptera; Cynocephalidae
Gene: GAS8
Product: growth arrest-specific 8
Exons: 10
Coding region: 307-1494 (395 amino acids)
Biological process (GO): flagellated sperm motility
Cellular component (GO): motile cilium; Golgi apparatus; microtubule
Molecular function (GO): microtubule binding; small GTPase binding
Source: RefSeq, a predicted model, not a curated record
AAGAAGGGCAAAGCUAGAGGCACCCCGGUAGUCGAUGGGCUGGCUCCAGAGGACAUGAGCCAGGAGCAGUGAGAGUGGCCCUUCCUGUCUCCCUCGCUGUGGGUGGGCCCCUGAUGGAGCCUGGCCUGCCCCUGUUGUCCUGGCCAGGUGGAAGAGCAUGUCGGUCGCAUCCGGGAGGAGCUGGACCGCGAGCGGGAGGAGCGCAACUAUUUCCAGCUGGAGCGGGACAAGAUCCACACGUUCUGGGAGAUCACGCGCAGGCAGCUGGAGGAGAAAAAGGCUGAGCUGCGGAACAAGGACCGGGAGAUGGAGGAGGCCGAGGAGAGGCACCAGGUGGAGAUCAAGGUAUACAAGCAGAAGGUGAAGCACCUGCUGUAUGAGCAUCAGAACAACCUGACGGAAAUGAAAGCUGAGGGCACGGUGGUCAUGAAGCUGGCUCAGAAAGAGCACCACACACAGGAGGGCAUGCUGCGCAAGGACGUGCGGGCAUUGAAGGUGGAGCUAAAGGAGCAGGAGCUGGCCAACGAGGUGGUGGUGAAGAACCUGCAGCUGAAACACACAGAGGAGAUCACCAAGAUGCGGAAUGACUUUGAGAGGCAAGUCCAAGAAAUCGAGGCCAAAUAUGACAAGAAGGUGAAGCUGCUGAGAGAGGAGCUCGACCUGCGGAGAAAGACUGAGAUCCACGAGGUGGAGGAGAGGAAAAACGGGCAGAUCCACGUGCUGAUGCAGCGCCACGAGGCGGCCUUCACUGACAUCAAGAACUACUACAACGACAUCACCCUCAACAACCUGGCCCUUAUCAACUCCCUCAAGGAGCAGAUAGAGGACAUGCGCAAGAAGGAGGACCGCCUAGAGAGGGAGAUGGCAGAGGUGGCCACGCACAACAAGCGCCUGGCAGACCCUUUGCAGAAGGCUCGGGAUGAGAUGAACGAGUUGCAGAAGCAGCUCGGGAACUACGAGAGGGACAAGCAGAUCCUGGUUUGCACAAAGGCACGUUUAAAAGUCACUGAGAAAGAGCUGAGAGACCUGCAGUGGGAGCACGAAGUGCUGGAGCAGCGGUUCGUCAAGGUGCAGCAGGAGCGGGACAAGCUCUAUGGCAAGUUCACUGCAGCCAUCCAGGAGGUGCAGCAGAAGACGGGCUUCAGGAACCUAGUGCUGGAGCGCAAGCUGCAGGCACUGAGCGCUGCUGUGGAGAAAAGGGAGGUGCAAUUCAACGAGGUGCUCGCCGCCUCCAACCUGGACCCCUCGGCCCUGACGCUCGUGUCCCGCAAGAUUGAGGAUGUUCUGGAAUCAAAGAACACCACCAUCAAGGACCUGCAGUAUGAGCUGGCCCGGGUCUGCAAGGCCCACAAUGACCUGCUACGCACAUAUGAGGCGAAGCUGCUGGCCUUUGGCAUCCCGCUGGACAACGUGGGCUUCAAGCCUCUGGAGACAGCUGUGACUGGGCAGACGUUGGGCCAGGGCCCUGCAGGACUUGUGGGCACCCCAACGUAGCUGCCCAGCCCAGGGGCCUUGGCCCACAGAGCUGGCUGGGGUCACUCUCCAGAUGACACCCCCUUUCACCUAGGACAGUAAGUUUUUGU